Molecule: messenger RNA, 5028 nt
Organism: Ictalurus furcatus (blue catfish)
Lineage: Eukaryota; Metazoa; Chordata; Actinopteri; Siluriformes; Ictaluridae
Gene: slc16a9b
Product: solute carrier family 16 member 9b
Exons: 6
Coding region: 2357-3826 (489 amino acids)
Biological process (GO): monocarboxylic acid transport; transmembrane transport
Molecular function (GO): monocarboxylic acid transmembrane transporter activity
Source: RefSeq, a predicted model, not a curated record
UUGUUAUUACUGUAAAGACUCGUGUACUGAGUUUCAGAGAAGUGUUCACUACAGGCUAGGAUGAGGUAAGAACCCGCAUUGUACGAAGUUGCACUCUGUCCUGGAUAAAAGCUUCUGCCGAUUGACUAAAAGCAUUUUUCAAAUGUAAUCUGGUUAACUUUUCCAAUUCAAACAGUUCUCACUGUAAAGGCACGGGAUGAGCGUUUGCUCUUCUGUCAGAAGCUGCUGUGGAAAGUGAGCUCUUCACCUUGCACUCGGAGUAUCAGUAGGAAAGUCCUCUAUGCUGGCAUGUGUGCACUCGGAUUCAUGAUUUUAUCUGCUUGUGUAAACAGGAUCUCAGGUUAGGCAAACGUAGAGUGGCUUUAAAUGUUUAAAUCCAGGUGCCCGUCACUGAAACCGGCGCUGGGUUGAUCGGGUUUGCUGUAACGCACACGAGUAGUGUUCACAUGUGAUUUGUGUGCAUGGUGUACGCGUGCAUGCUUCUGGACUUCAGCACCAACAUUUGAGCAGGAUGAUCUGUGUAAAUUAGUAUUUUGUCAUCUGGGGAAACUUAAAUAGCUUAUUAUGUAGUACUAAAUGAAAUAAAAUUUUACACCGAUCAUCCUGUUAAAAAGUUUAAAUCCCUCUGACUUAAUGUAGUGCAAAUUCUUCUCACUGAGGGUUACAUUCUUUGUACCUUCAAGUAAAGAUCUCAAGCCCUUUAAAACCUGUAUGACGUGCAAAACUGGAUCUUGAAAUUAUGGUUUUACUUUUUGAUCAUACAGUUGCCCCUUUUUGCCAUCUCAGAUCUCCGGUCCUUAGUUCGAUCCUAAGCUCGGAUUCCUUUCAGUGUAGACUUUCCAUGCACGUUCUCCUUGUAUCCAAGUGGGUUUCCUCUGGGUUCUCUGGUUUCCUCCUAUCUCCAAUUUUUAUUUUUUUUUUUAAAACGGUGUAGGUGACACUAAAUUUCCCAGUGUGUGAAUGAGGAUGUGAACGUGUGCGUUUGUGCAAGAUGCAUCGAAAUGGACUGACGUUCCCAUCUCAUAGUGUUCCCGGGAUUGCCUUAGGAUCGUCCUCAACCCUGACCAGGAUAAAGCAGUUACUACAGAUGAAUGAAUGAAUGAAUGAAUGAAUGAAUUUUGUUGUUGUUGAUAUAUUUGUGCUGUAUUGGACAAUUCUACUUCCCUUAAUUAUUUACAUCCCUUAAUUUAUCUCCAGGCUACGUAUGACACCACUCUGCCCUGCUGGAAAAAAAACCCAAUAGAAACCCUCAUAUUAUUUUCUAAUGGCUAUAAUGGGAAUUGUAUUGCUUUUAAUGGAAACUGUAAAGGUCCCUGUGAGUCUUCUAUCGGUGGCAUGUUAUGUCUAGCGGAUACCAUUUAGUACCGGUAAUGGUUUUAAUGGUUAGUUGAUGGUUUGUAAUGGUAUUUGUAGCGGACGGUUUCUAUUGUGUGUGUGUGGGGGGGUGGAAUUUUAUUUUCCAUUUUUCACUACAACCACCUAUUAGAAACGUCCACCAAAGAGACAGCUUUAACUCUUCAAGAGUAAGCAUUUCUUCCAACUCUUGUUUAUUUGACAUCCUUUCCCUUGCCACCAUUUGGUUUCCUGGUUGCCAUUGGUGACCGCAGCGGUGCUAGCGUCCUCUCAGACUGCAUACUAGCGUACUAAACAGCCAAGUGCACACCAGUACAGGCAUAAAAGUAUAGUGGUAUAUUAUUUAGUACGGUAGUAUGAUGGUUAGAACGUGGCACGUUUCGGCUGUAGACACUGGUGGCAGUUAUGUUGUCUUUAGUAACCGGUUUGGACCGGAACAGAUACACUUGCUGCUAACUGCUAAUAAUAAUCAUAAUAAUACACACGCGCAACAUGUUUAGCAUGAAUGCUAACAAAGUGUUGAUGAUGUCUGGCUUUUCCUGUCUCGUUUUUCACAAAUUUGUCCAAUUCGCCUGGCAUUUCCCUUCCAGACUAAACGAACACUUAUUCAGUAGCUAUCAGACAUGCUGUAAUUGGGCUUUUCUGUGGUGCCUUUGUCUGGCUGGGAAGUUAUAAGAGCAUCGAAAUGUGAGCAGACCAGCAGGAACAGCUUCAAACCGGUUUCUGCACCGCCGCAACAAAAGCGGCUCCAGCACACUGCCUGAACUCAGACAGAGAAACACAUACACACACUCUCACACGCAGUGGACAGCUGGUAUGAUUCAGUUGCAUAAGAGUGUAACCAAAAUUCGUGUUUUCUUGUCAUUUAUCCAAAACGUCAUGAUAUUACGGUCCGGUCGUGUAGCGGUCCAAAGACGCAGUUCAGCAUCUUAACUGCGCUCUUUUCAUUUCAGCGACUGGCUGCACAUUCCUGGGAUCUCUUUGAAGAACCUAGCCUCUAAGAAUGAGUCUACAGAGCUCUAAGAAAGCCAUGGAUGGGGGCUGGGGCUGGGUCAUUGUAGUGGCCUCGUUCAUAGCCCAGCUCCUCGCCUACGGCUCCCCCCAGUCUGUUGGAGUGCUCUACCCCGAGUGGCUCGAUGCCUUCCAAGAGAGCAAGGGGAUGACCGCGUGGGUGGGUUCUCUCGUCUCCGGGGUCGGCCUCAUUGCCAGUCCCAUAUGCAGUGCCUGUGUGGUAAACUUCGGAGCCAGGCCUGUGACCAUUUUCAGCGGAGUCAUGAUUUCUGGAGGCCUAAUGCUUAGUGCCUUCGCUCCCAAUGUCCACUUCCUCAUGUUUUCCUAUGGCGUAGUCGUCGGAGUCGGCUGUGGACUCGCGUAUGCUGCUACUGUGACCAUCACAUGCCAGUACUUUGAUAAGAAGCGUGGCCUUGCUCUUGGCAUCGUUACUACAGGUACAAGUAUUGGAGGAUUCCUUUAUGCCACUGCACAGAACGAGUUCAUUGAGCUUUUCGGUCUUGAUGGCUGCCUGCUGCUCAUUGGAUCGUUUUCACUGAACAUCGUUGCCUGUGGUGGACUGAUGAGACCGUUACACUUGCCCGCUUACUACCUCAAGCAGAGAGCUGCCCUGGUGGAGAAGGCUGAAGAGAAGCUCAAUGAAAGGCCCCUGGCCCUGGACCACUCCAUCAAAAAGGACCUGCCUGUCACUGAUCUGCUGAUCCCAGUGGAGACCAAAGACACCUUGGCUUCUGAAAAGGAACUGCUGAUCUGCUCAGCCUUGGUCAGACUGCUCAAGAAGAAGCAAAAGGCCUACAUCGAGUACUUGAACUCCAUUGCUGAAAGAAUGAAGGAUCGGGUAUUUGUAGCCAUGUGCUUGGCACUGUUCUUCUACACCGUUGGGGCAUUUCCUCCACUGCUCUUUCUGGAGGACGUAGCCCAAAGUGGGGGUUUGAUUGAAGGCAUCAGCGUUGUCCCUCUGGUCUCAAUAUUUGCUAUUGCAGGGGGCAUUGGGAAGCUUCUCCUGGGAAUGGUGAUGGACAUCCGCUGGAUGAACAGCUUUUUUCUGUACGGAGUCACGCUCGUAGGCAGUGGCAUGGCACUGCUGCUGAUCCCUUUCACUACGAGUUAUGUAGGGCUCCAGGUGAUCUCAGCAGUGCUGGGUUUCUUCUCAGGGAACUGGUCCAUCACACCCUACAUGACCACCAAGGUGGUUGGCAUAGAGCGGCUCACAGAGGCCUACGGGAUCUUGAUGUUCUUUGGUGGAUUUGGGAUCAUGCUGGGACCUCCAGUCGUAGGCUGGUUCUAUGAUUGGCUGCAGUCCUAUGACCUGGCUUUCUACUUCAGUGGGAGUUGUGUGCUGCUGGGUGGAGUGCAACUUCUAAUCUCUGCCCUGUCCUGCUGGGACAAAACCCACGACUCAUCUGCCAAGCCUGAAGCAGAGUGCACUCAUAACUGUGACCGUGUGGCUGCCGUAGCCUAAAGGAUGGACAAUCUUUUCUUUGCCAGUGAUUUGUCUGCUCAAAACCAUGGCUGAAUCUGAAGAUGUUUUUGGUUGAUUUUACUUUUAUGCCUUAUUGUUAGUUGAUGUUUGAAUUUUUGUCAUUUGAUGCUUCAGUCGGUGUUUUGAAAACACCAAUGGACUCAAACUCAUCCUGUUUUCAGUUGUCUUUACCUAGCCUUGUUUUAUGAGGCUACAGGGUAUGGUGUCAAAUUAAAAAAAAAAAAAAAAAAGAGGCUAAUUCUUCAUUAUUGAUGCCGUCUGUUUUUCUUGAAACGCAUGUCCAUGCAUUGUGUUUCUUUUAUAUUGUAGUAACCGAGAUCAUUAUACCAUGACACUCAUUCAGGACAUGAUGCAAAUGUCCAACAUGGUUGUAUUGAAGAUGGACCACUAUACUACGUUCUGGUCCCUUAUUAAUGACAUCUUCAAUUUGAUUGUUAGUUGUUUGUGUUAAUGUUGUACCAAAGUUAAAAAAAAAUGUUUUUUAUUGUAUUGGACAUAGGGUUAAAUCGACAAUCUCAUGCCACAAAUUUUAAACCCAGUCUGUUUUUGUGCUGCUGAAGUCGUCUUUUCCAUCGAGUGUUGGCCUGUGAUCAUCAGGAGCACAGUGUGUUUCAACAAGGUGACUAACCGGACUCAAAAACUAUUCAAGUGUUCGAUGUGUGUCAGUCCACUUGGAUUUCAUUUCAUUUCAAGCAAGUCAAUAUAUUUCAAGCAAUAUGUAGAUAUUUUUUGUGUCUAUUUCUAUUUGUUUGCACUAACAUUUCUAGACUGUUGUAUUUUUUUACAUGCACUGAAGUAGGUUGCGCAGUGUUGAUUUUCUGUAUCGUUUGUGUCUUUCUUAUAUGAAGAGUUAUUUUACUUGAACUGCUGCUGCAUGAUAUUAUUAUUAUUAUUAUUAUUAUUAUUAUUAUUAUGUAAAAAAAAACAAAAAACAAACAAAAAAAAACCUUGACAAAUGAUGAUCUUUGGUUAGAGUCAUACCAGGUGUGAAAGACCCAUACACUGUCUUCGCACAUGAUGCCACCUGUGAUAUUUAUGUAUGUUGUUUUUGUUUUGUUUUUUACUUUAAAUAUGAUUUUUAAAAUUAGAAAUAAACUAAGCUUGAUUAAAGCAGUUGUCAGCAUCUAUUGAAUAUAAUUUAGCAGUACUUUUUAACACAUGAUGGUGAACACUGUGGCGAU